Molecule: messenger RNA, 883 nt
Organism: Dentiscutata heterogama
Lineage: Eukaryota; Fungi; Glomeromycota; Glomeromycetes; Diversisporales; Gigasporaceae
Source: the annotation of a GenBank genome assembly
GUUACUUUAAUAAACUUGAUCCAUACCUUUUUGGUCAUGUCAAAUAACUUUUCGGAAUCUUCAUUUUUGGAUCCUUAUCUUCGCAUUUAUAAUGAAAGACAAGAAGCAUUCGUGACAUCACCUAACUUUUCUUUUAUUAAUGAUCUGAACAUUGACAAUUAUUUUGACUUCUAUAAUGAAACUCUUGGUGAUCUUUUUAACAAUAGUCAGGUGACUAAAGAGUCAACGCAAUUACUACAAGAACACGAUGUUGUAAUUCAAGAACAACACGAUGUUGUAAUUCAAGAACAACAUGAUGUUGUAAUACAGGAACAACAUGAUAUUGACCAGGAAGUUAUGCAGUAUGAUUACCAAAGUAACGAAGAAUCUGAUUGUAUAGAUGAGAAUGAUGACCCCAUGAUUGAAGCUGGUGCUACUUUCCCGAAUUGGAAUUUUUUUGAAAAUGCGUUAAAAAGAUAUGAGCUAGAGAUUGGAUUUAGAGCAAUAAAAUUUCGGUUAGAACGUGAUAAUAAUGGGACAAUAAUUCGCCGAUAUUUCGUUUGUGAGAAUUCUAAAGAACAUCAACCUAAAAAAAAAUUUGUUAAUUCGGAUCACAGAGAAAGAGAAUCAAAAAAAAUUGGAUGUCAGUGGCAGCUUAAUGUAGGAUAUCAAAAAAUCUCCGGUGAAAUAGUUAUUAAUAAACUUGUUAACAAUCAUAAUCAUUCUCUUGCACCAUAUCGAAAAGAAUUUGCUCCAAGUUUACGCUCAUUUUCACAAGAAGAAUAUAAGCUUGGAACAAAAGCUCAACGUAGAUACAUUGCAAAAAAAUUCCCUAAUCAACCACUAUAUGAUCGUGAUCUAUACAAUGCAAUUCGUCAGUAUAAAAACCAAAUUGGUAACCAAC